AUGAGGGCCUGCAGGUGCGUUCAAAUGCAGGAACGGUAUAUUAAUACCUAUAUCAGCCAAUUUAUUUCUACCGGAGGUGCUGACUGGGCUGGUCAGUCUAAAGCACCUGGGGAAACUUGGAUCCAACCGCAAUCUCCCAGAGGUCCGUUGAUAAGGCCACCACCUCAACCAUCAAUGAGCUGGAAUUUAGGUCGCUAUCCUCCACAGUAUGCUGUAGACACUACACAAUACAGACCAUCUUACCCAGUCCCAGAUGUGUGUAAGAUGACCCCUCCAGCGUCCUGUCCUCUAUCAUGGAUUGGUCAAACUCCAAGAUGGUUCUUCAACACAAAUCUCUACACUUGCGUUGAAUUCAUGUAUGGAUGCGGAGAGGGACAUAAUAACUUUAUAUCAGAGAGUGAGUGUAAGAUGGUUUGCUCCGAAAAACCGGAAGUUGUGUACAAUUUACCACGUGGUAACAGAGUGCCUCCAUUUUUUCAUCCCAGGCGACCAGCUGAUCCAAACUUCUAUCCUAACCAGCCAAACCAAAUCACCAGCAUGCCUCCAGUUUACAGAGGUCCUACGUGGGAUUCCACCAAAAGCUUGUCCGGGCUAACUGGGCUGACCAAAUCUACCUUUGAUAGGUAUCUGCAGAACAAUAGACAUGUACUAGUUGAGUUCUACGCUAACUGGUGUCAAACCUGUAUUGAAUUCCAACCAAAGUUUAAACUUAUGGCAAGAAAUCUCAACUCCCUUGGUGUUGCAACUGCUCAGGUUAAUGCAGUUGAAGAAGAUGAAUUGAGAAGAAGAUUUAAUGUGCAAAGUGUUCCUACCCUGUUGUUCUGGAGUAGAGAUCUACCAGACUGCCCGAGGAAAUUCUCAAAUAAGUUUGGAUUGAACUCCUCUAGCGUCGUAUCCUGGGUUCAAAAUCAGCUUGGCGCUGCAUCUUCCCAAAUAUCCUGGAUGCUAUCACCGUCUUCAUCAUCUCAAGGGAAUACUUUCGCCAGUUCGUUGUCCUCAGUACCAGUCAAUUUUUCACCCUCAACAUUCAGACCUCAAGAGACUACAUUCACUUUCCGACCACAACCAGCUAGAUCUACUUUAAUACCUAAACCAACUACCUCAACACGUACCCCUGCUCAAACAAUAUUUACAAUUAAACCUGAAGUAGCAAAUCCAGCGAAAACGACAACUCCAACAACAUUCAAGCCACAACCGGCAAUAUCUACCUUCAGACCUCAAACAGCAAGCACAAUAGUCACCCCAAAAGCAGUUACAGUUCCUAUAGAGACUACUGAUACAACAUUUGUAGAAACUACCUUCACAGCUCAACCAGCUAGCUCAACAAUUAGGUCAAAACCAGUUACUUCUACAAAGAGACCCCAACUUGCUACCUCUACCUUGAAAGAACAGCUUGUUACAGUUACCUCAACAGCCACAGCAGAACUAGCUACAAGUUCUCCAACAGAAGCAACGACAACAAUUUAUGCAACAACUUAUGAUACAAGUGAUGUUUCAUACGCCUGGGAAAAUGAAGGCGAUUAUGUUCUUCCAACUGAUAUACCUACAGGAACCACAUUUGAGUCAGAGUGUGAUACUGUAUGUGUAAAAGCGUGGAACCCCGUGUGCGGUAGUGAUAACUUAACGUACUCUAACCUUUGCGAAUACAAUGUGGCACAGUGCAAGAACUCUGAUCUUUACAUGCUUGGAACGGGAGAGUGUUCCAACCUACAGCUUGGAACUAUCUGUAAAAGAACUGAGUUCCUAUGCCAGGAGUCCGGGAAGUGUAUAUCCUUCCUAAAAACCUGCAAUGGAAAGCUGGAUUGUGAGAAUGGAUCUGAUGAGAAGUUGUGUGAAGGAUGCUCAAAGACUGAAUUUACUUGUGGGGAUGGAACCUGUAUAGAUUACUCCAAAAGAUGUGACAAAAAAAUUGAUUGUAAAGAUUCCAGUGAUGAGUCUGGAUGUAUGAAACCAUGUUCCCUCCAGGAGUUUACAUGUAACGAUGGAUCCUGUAUAGAACAGGCUCAGAGAUGUGAUGGACAGAUUCACUGUAAAGAUAUGACAGAUGAAAUUGGUUGCGACGCUUUCAAUUUCUGUCUAAGCUCGGAGUGGAUGUGUGUUGAUAAGAGAAGAUGUAUAUCAAGUUCUAGACGCUGUGAUGGUUUUCCUGACUGUGGAGAUGUUUCAGAUGAACAAGGUUGUCCUCCACAAACCUGUAAUACCAAGUGGCUUUUCCCAUGUUCAAACAGCAGUCAAUGUAUUGAUUCGAGAAGACGGUGUGACGGAUAUACUGAUUGCCAGGAUAGGUCAGAUGAACGCGGAUGUAGAGAAUUGCAGUGUCAAGAAUGGCAAUUUAAAUGCAAACAAGAUGGCGUCUGUUUACAUGAAGCGCUCCGCUGUGACAGUGUACAGGAUUGCAGGGACGGAUCGGACGAAGACGAUUGCUUUUCAGAUCCUGCAAGCACAGUGUUCCCGUAUACCACUAUACCCCCUAGCACAAUAAACCCUCAAGGAUUAGAAACUGAAUCUGUAGACGAAUAUAUAGAUGAGGGUUCUAGUAUUUAUACAACAGAAAUAUAUUAUCAAAUUACAACAGUUGUAUAA
Messenger RNA from Eurytemora carolleeae, 2583 nucleotides. RefSeq lists its product as uncharacterized. NCBI's taxonomy places the organism in Eukaryota, Metazoa, Arthropoda, Copepoda, Calanoida, Temoridae. Bases 1 to 2583 code for a protein of 860 amino acids. Gene Ontology annotation, molecular function: protein binding; serine-type endopeptidase inhibitor activity. The transcript is spliced from 27 exons. Gene Ontology annotation, cellular component: plasma membrane. The record is from RefSeq and is a predicted model, not a curated record.